UCAGUCGAGGGGUACGUAAUCAUAGGGACAAAUAUACACGAGGAGGCUACGGAGGAGGACCUGUUUGACUUCUUUUCAGAGUAUGGCGCUGUGAAGUCGAUCCAUUUGAACUUGGAUAGACAGACAGGCUACGUGAAGGGUUAUGUCUUUGUUGUGUUUGGACAGCUGGACGAGGCGAAGAGGGCGCUAGAGCAAGGGAACGGUGAAGAUAUCCUCGGUAGGAAGAUCAGCCUUGAGUAUGCCAUUGUUGACGGUGGGGAGGAUGACCAAGCGCCGGGUUAUGGUGAUAGAAGAAGGGAGAGAAGCCCCAGUAGGUAUGGCGAUUUGAUGGGUUAG
This is a messenger RNA of Williopsis jadinii, 336 nucleotides long. RefSeq names its product RNA-binding domain-containing protein. Lineage: Eukaryota; Fungi; Ascomycota; Saccharomycetes; Phaffomycetales; Wickerhamomycetaceae. The transcript has a single exon. The annotation marks the transcript as partial. Gene Ontology annotation, cellular component: exon-exon junction complex; nucleus; cytoplasm. Gene Ontology annotation, biological process: RNA splicing. Gene Ontology annotation, molecular function: mRNA binding. The record is from RefSeq and is a predicted model, not a curated record.